UUGAUUAUUAAACAGAGUUUACGUCAUUUCCGCUAUGAGGAAUAGCGUUACAACCCGGAAGUGACAGUUUAUUAGCUGCUCUAUGUUAAAAAAAAAAAAUACAUAGAGACGUGGCUCUGUACAUAGUUUUUAUGUAGUUUCAGUGCAGAUAUGCCGCGGUACUGUGCUGUGAAAGUUUGCAGAAACCGCGGGGGAACUGCAUCUACACAAGACAACAAGAGAAUUAGCUUCUACCCUUUCCCCUUACAAGACAAGCCCAGGCUUCAGAAAUGGGUGGACAACAUGAAGCGAGAGGAGUGGAUCCCGAGUCGACAUCAGUACCUGUGCAGCGAGCAUUUUACAGAGGACUGCUUCGAUAUUCGAUGGGGCAUCCGCUACCUGAAGAACACGGCCAUCCCCACCGUAUUCCCUUCCGCUGAGGAUGAUGGUGAGAAAAAAGUUACUACCAUUAAAAGAAGCCCCAAGGCCAAGCCCAGGACUUUAGACGCUGACAUUGAGCCCACAGGAUUUGACUGUCCUCUCAGUAAAAAGCCUCUUAUUUUGAGCAGAACGUGCAAAAAGGUCCAGUCAAGUACAACAAACAACAUUGUUGCAGAACACACAGAGAUUAUAUUUGAACCACCUCUGGUGUCGGACACUGGCGUCUCCUGUCACUCAAAUCUCUCAGAGACACAGACUGCUGCUUGUGACAUCCAAGGUGACAGUGUAAUGCCUACAGCAUCCUGCCUCACGCUACCCCCAUGCAGUAAGCCCCCUUCUGAGGAGCAGGCGGACACGACCGUGACCGUGUUGUACUGUGAGUCACUAGGCCCUUUCUCCAAAGGAGAGGAACAUGUGGAUGCAGCUGCCCUGCAAGCAGCACUGGGCCGGGCCUUUACCUUUGUCCCUGUGGAAAUGGUGAACGAACCAACAGGCUUCUUUUUGGAGGAGAGGGGACCUGACGAGGAAGAGCACAUCACUGUUUACGAGCACUCGUACUGCCGACCGGACACGGACAGAGAUCAGCUUUGGAGUAAGAUCUUGACUUUGCAUGCAAAGAUCUUGGAACUGGAUCGCAGGGAGGAGAGCACUGUGGCCAAAAUCCGAGCUCUCGAGACUGAGAUCGCCCUCCUGAAGAGAGAUGGUGCUGUUUUUAAAGAGAAGCAGAAAGUUUUAGAAGAUUAUAUAUCAUCUGUAUUGCUCUGAUUCUGCAAGUGAUUACAAGCCAUGAACUUAAAAUUAAAUUGUGGAUAACAUUUAUUUUAAUUGUUACCACAGAGUUACUUUUGCUGAUAUAUUGCACACAUGCUCCUAUACGUAAAGCACAGCAGCACUAAGUCUGUCUUAUAAAACAUUGCUCUCAUAUUUCCAUAAUGCACUUGGAUAUCUUAUUAUUUGUUUUUGUCCACAUGGUGGCACUGUAUGACUGUGUUUCAAAGCUAAACUGAGGCAUUGCUUUUCAGCUUUGCUGUGCUAUGCUUCUGAUACAUAUCCAAGAUUUGUUUGUUAGAUGUCUAAAGUUUUGACAUGAUUCAUGAGCUUAGAUGGGCUUAGUACUGUCUGCUGUGUGUCUCACAAUUGCCUUUGUUACAGUUUCUUGUUCCAUCACACCAUACCAUAAUUUCAUGGUGUGAUUUUUUUUUCAUUGGUGUCUCCAUUUGUGAUUGAAUUCAUUUGGUUUUCAUGUUUUUAGCCUUUAUUUACAUUUGAAUAGCAUUUGAGUUACUGUUUUAUUAUCCUUGGUGACUAAGAAGGGCUCAGAGUGGACACAUGCUGCCUGGCCUUCAAAAUGCACUUUUACUUUUCAGGCCCUUUUAACACCAGACAAAUCCUGCUGUAAAGGUGUUGUACUUGCUUUUACUAUACUAUGCUCAUUUUCUUUCUGUGCUCUGCAUGCUUUCUGGUAUCAUCCUGUGUCAUUCUGUGCAAUCCCCUGCAAGUCCCAAACAUUCUGCGUUACUGGAAAAAAAAAAAAAACAGCAAUGGAUUCACUUUAAUGGAGAAUAAAGUGUACUGUAAAUGUG
Molecule: messenger RNA, 2003 nt
Organism: Micropterus dolomieu (smallmouth bass)
Lineage: Eukaryota; Metazoa; Chordata; Actinopteri; Centrarchiformes; Centrarchidae
Product: THAP domain-containing protein 5-like
Exons: 3
Coding region: 151-1185 (344 amino acids)
Cellular component (GO): nucleus
Source: RefSeq, a predicted model, not a curated record